CCAUCUUCGAUUAGAUUUUCUCCUAUAAAGAUGAGUGUACGGAGCACAAGAACAUCAACGAAAAAUACAUUAUAUAUGAAAUUUCCAAUUCUUUUUUGUUUUCUCUUCCUUUUCAUUGCUUUAUCAGAAGGCAAGCAUGAAGUGAAGCACAUGCUACUCGCAAAACUCAAACAAGGAAUUUCUGAAGAUGAAAUUGAAGGAUACAUCAAACAAUACGCGAAUCUUGUCAAUCUUGUUCCGUCUAUGAAAGCGUUCGCAUGGGGUAAAGAUGUGAGCAUAGAGAACUUGAAUGAUGGUUUCACUCAUGUGUUCGAGUCAACCUUUGCGAGCACACAAGGCAUUGCCGAAUAUCUGUCGGAUCCGGAUCAUGUUGCAUUUGCAAACACACUACUGCCUCAGCUUGACAAAGUCCUUGUUGUUGAUUACAUGCCCACUAAAGUUAAACUCUGAAUCCAACACAUGUUAUUCGACACAUAAACAUGUCCUGCAUGCAGACCUACGACUGUUCUUUUUCUAUUUUUAAUUCCAUUUCCAAUAAAAACAAAUGUGUUUCAAGAUUGUUUGUUACGUCUAGUACUGUUGCCAAAUACUCAUGUCAUUAAUGCGUUGUACGUGUAAUUGCAAAAAACUGAACCAAGACAAAGCUGCAUUUCUACAAGAAAUGGAAGUUUGAGUACUCAAUAAUAUAUUGGAGUUUGGACUAUGUUAA
This is a messenger RNA of Erythranthe guttata (spotted monkey flower), 709 nucleotides long. Its product is annotated as stress-response A/B barrel domain-containing protein HS1. NCBI's taxonomy places the organism in Eukaryota, Viridiplantae, Streptophyta, Magnoliopsida, Lamiales, Phrymaceae. Gene Ontology annotation, biological process: pollen tube adhesion. The record is from RefSeq and is a predicted model, not a curated record.